CCAGAAAGUUCGCGGCGGCGCCUAUAAAAGCGCCGCAGCCGCCGCGCCAGGAUCGAGAGAAUCGCGACCGGUGGAGCCGCGCGUCGCCCGGGCGGGCUAAGUAAGGCAACCAUGGUGAAGGAAACCGGUUAUUACGACACUCUGGGAGUGAAACCCAACGCCACCUCCGAUGAAAUUAAGCGUGCCUACCGCAAGUUAGCAUUGAAGUACCAUCCUGACAAGAACCCCAGCGAGGGCGAGCGGUUUAAGCUCAUUUCCCAGGCCUACGAGGUCCUGUCGGAUCCGAAGAGGCGAGAUCUCUAUGACCAAGGUGGCGAACAAGCCAUUAAGGAAGGCAGCGUGAGCGGCGGCAAUUUCUCUUCGCCCAUGGACAUCUUCGACAUGUUCUUUGGCGGCGCUGGCCGGAUGAAUCGAGAAAGGAGAGGUAAGAAUGUGGUCCAUCAGUUGAGCAUCACUCUGGAAGACUUGUACAUGGGAGCCACAAGGAAACUGGCCCUUCAGAAGAACGUUAUCUGUGACAAGUGCAAAGGUUACGGUGGGAAAAAGGGGGCCGUAGAAAAAUGCCCCACCUGCAAAGGGCGAGGCGUUCAGGUGUUGGUCCAGCAGAUUGGGCCCGGCAUGGUGCAACAGAUCCAGACCGUGUGUCCGGACUGCAAAGGCCAAGGGGAACGGAUAAACCCCAAGGACAGGUGUACCAACUGCAGCGGCAACAAGGUGGUUAGAGAGAAGAAAAUCAUCGAAAUCCACAUCGAUAAAGGUAUGAAAGAUGGCCAGAAACUUGUCUUUCACGGAGAAGGUGAUCAGGAACCUGACCUAGAACCGGGAGACGUCAUUAUUGUCCUGGAUCAGAAAGACCACUCUGUAUAUCAGAGGAGAGGCAACGACCUAGUGAUGAAAAUGAAAAUCCAGCUGACGGAGGCCUUGUGCGGCUUCAAGAAGACCGUGGAGACGCUGGAUGACAGGGUCCUUUUAAUAUCCUCCAAACCAGGUGGGCUCGGCCCCUUCGUUGGGCUGCGUUUGUGCGUAAAUGUUGAGCUGCAUUUACGUUUUAGACCCGGUGUAACCCUGGCUCUUCCAACAGGUGAAGUGAUCAAGCACGGAGACAUUAAGAGCAUCGUAAACGAAGGGAUGCCGAUUUAUAAAUCUCCCUUGGAAAAAGGUUCUUUAAUCAUCCAGUUUCUGGUUGCCUUCCCCGAGCAUCACUGGCUUUCCAACGAUCAGCUCCCUCUCUUAGAAGCUCUGCUGCCUCCCCGGGAGGAAGUGAUGGUUUCCGAAGACAUGGAUCAAGUCGACCUGGUCGAAUUCGACCCCAAAGAACGAACUUACCGAAACCACGGUGAAGCCUACGAAGAGGACGAGGAAGGCCCGAGGACGGGGGUCCAGUGCCAGACCUCGUGAACCAAGCGGGGUCUGGGCGCAUGGACUGAAUGCGAGGAACCAUCGCCGGGCUCCCGUUUAUCAAGUUCGGCACGACGAACAGCUGUAUAUUAGUUCUGUUUCAUAUUUAUGUGUUCGUGUUGUUAAAAAAAAGAAAGAAAUGGAUCUGUGUAACUUGAAACACCGAAUGUGCUGUUGCUGUUUGAUAUAAAUAAGCCUUCCUUCCCCCCCCCCUCCCCAAUUUAACCCUAACUGUCCCAAUCCUGUGGUUUUUCUGGCUCUCCAGGGCUACGAAGAAUGUUGGCAGGGGAUUAUUAAACCAGAAGUGAGCGUUUUUGAGAAACGUGCAUGUCAAGGUUUCCCCAGCGGUGGUUAAAACUUGAAACGUUGCCACUUCACCUUAACAAGACGGUCUCCACAUCCUAGAUUAUUUAAUAGGUAUUUUAUCAAAUAAAAUAUCAGGACCAUU
Thamnophis elegans (Western terrestrial garter snake) is the source of this 1846-nucleotide messenger RNA. RefSeq names its product DnaJ heat shock protein family (Hsp40) member A4 (gene DNAJA4). Bases 112 to 1398 code for a protein of 428 amino acids. NCBI's taxonomy places the organism in Eukaryota, Metazoa, Chordata, Lepidosauria, Squamata, Natricidae. Gene Ontology annotation, cellular component: cytosol; cytoplasm. Gene Ontology annotation, biological process: protein refolding; response to heat. The record is from RefSeq and is a predicted model, not a curated record. The transcript has 7 exons. Gene Ontology annotation, molecular function: ATP binding; Hsp70 protein binding.